AGUGACUUAAAAACGUAAAAUCGUAAGUUUUUAAGUUUUAAAGCGAGAUUUUAACUACAUUGCCCCCAGUGGUUUAGUAGUGUACUUGGGCACCGGGCCAUUCCGCCCAUGGGCUAGCACGGCACGACACGGUUAGAGCACGACACGAACACUGGCAGGAAAUAAAUGGGCCAGCCCGGCACGAGCACGAAUAAUUUAUGGGCCGUGUCGGGCCUAAACUUCAUGGGCAGGGGCAUGGCACGGUAUAUAAGUGGGCCGUGUCGGGCCUAAUAUUUUCGAGACUUUAUUGAGUAUAAGAACGGACAUGUCACGAAAAUAAUAUUUAUUUGAUAGAAAAUAAAUAUAAAAGAAUUAUAGGUUCAAAUAUUACAAAACACAAGUAGAAAACUAAUUAUUUGUUGUUGUUAGAAAUGUUAUAAAGAUAUAUACGUAAUUACUAACAUAAGUAAAAAUGGACAAAGAAUUAAACAAAUCUAAAUCACACUCGCUAUACUUCCAAUUUUCUUUUCCCCCUUAUUUGUUACUUUUCUCAAACAUUAUCGGUUAAUACUAUCUUCCCCCGUCCAAUUUUCACCUUCUUCUUCAUUCUCUCUUUUGUUUUCGUCUUUUUCAUUAAACACGAAUAUGAGCAUGACACGAACACGAAUAGGCACGAUACGAUUCGAACCGUGUCCGGGCCUGGGCCGGGCCUAGCAAAGUUUACAAAUAGGCUUGCAUGACACGACACGAAACUGACGGGCCGUGCCAAGCACGACACGAAAUAAAUGGGCCCGAAGCGUGCCCGUGCCGUGUCGGCCCAAACACGGCCCAACGCCCAUGUACAUUUAAUAGGCCCCGCUGUCGCUCAAACGACACGUAAGGCUGAGGUUCCCUUGGUUAUCAAAUAAAAAAGAUAUAAACGAGACAUAUUCGGUCAUCUCUUAGUACUCUUAAACAUUAUAUAUGCCAAUACAAAAAAUCCAACAAAUGUAUGAAUUAUCAAACAAGCCAACUAAUGAGUUAUUAAUCAAUUUGCAAUUAAGUUGCUAGUAGAGGAGGCUCUCAGCUAAAUUACGAGUUAGCUUAACAAGCCACCAAGUCGAGUUACCUUGCGAGCCUUACAAGCCGGACAAACGCAGUUUAAGCUUAACUCAUUAGUAAACGAGCCCAGUACCACCUUGAGGGUUUCGAGUUUGAGAUGUGACAAGGUCCCAGGUUUGAUCCCAGUACCACCUUCUUGGUGUUCCCAGAGACACCCUUGGUAUAGGAGACAAAGUCUUCCCGAUAAUGGUAGCACAACGCCGGGCACUGCGCCGGGACAAUGUCCUUGAUGGUUAGUAUGCAUGUACUCACAGGUUUAGUAGGCUCCGCUGUCACUUAUGUGACAUGUGGGUUGUUGAUGUUCCUGGAUUAUCAAAUAAAAAAAUUAGUAAAUGAGCCGAGGCUCUCGAACCAGAUUUUUCCGAACAUCCGCUUAGCUCAAGAGAAACGAAACGUUAAGAAAAGAAUGUAAUACGGUGGGUUCAAGGAAUCGAAUAACUGCAAACCCAAAAGAUCUGUAUCCUUUCUUUUCUGAUUUCUGAACUUCUUCCAAUUCCCCCAAAAAAAUCUAACCCCUAACCCAGCCGCCGCCUCACAUCUAUCGUACGGCCAGAGGUCCGGCGACACCCCCCGAAACCGAACAUGGAAGCCGGCGGCGGGAAUCUCGAUCUCAACGACACCGCCAAUUCCGCUCUCGUCGAUUCCUUCUGCGAGAUCACCUCCUCCACCAGGCAGGAAGCCGCUUUCUUCCUCGAGAGCCACCAAUGGGAUCUCGACGCCGCCGUUUCCACCUUCCUCGACAACGAUAACGCCGCUGUCGCUGUUGCCCCUUCUUCUGCUGUACCUGCUGCUCCUCCGACUGGCGGUGGUGGCGGGGGCACUCCUUCUCCGACUGAUUCGCCGGACGAAUCGAUGUCUCCUAACUAUUCCCCCUCUCAGUCUCCUGCUAGGUCUAGGUCACGAUCCCGCUCCCUGUCCCCUGCUCCCGCCACUAUGUCUAGGUUGCCUUACCAGCUGAGGCAGAGAGGGGAGAAGAAGAAUAAGAAGACUGGUACGGCCGGUGCUAGUGGGAGUGGGAAUCGUGGUGGAAUAAGGACUUUGGCUGAUCUCAAUCGGAUCCCUGGCGGUUCUGAUAGCGAUGACGACGACGACGAGCCGCAGGAGUAUUACACCGGCGGCGAGAAGAGCGGCAUGCUAGUCCAAGAUCCUACAAGGCGCUAUGAUGCCGAUUCCAUUUUCGACCAGGCUAGAAACUCAGGAGCUGUUCAAAGGCCCGAGGAUUCUUCUGCUCGAUCUUCUUCAGCUUCGAGAAGCUUUACUGGAACUGGGAGACUACUCACUGGAGAGACAGUUCCUACUUCUGCUCAGCCACCUGAGUCUGUCAAUCAUACCAUCACUCUCUGGAGGAAUGGCUUCACUGUAAAUGAUGGGCCUUUGAGGAGGCUGAAUGAUCCUGCUAAUGCUGACUUCCUUGAGAGUGUUCAGAGGUCUGAGUGUCCAAGAGAGCUGGAACCAGCAGACAGGAGAACUAAAGUCCAUCUCGCCCUAGUGAGACGGGAUGAAAACUACGCAGAACCAGCAAAGAAGAAACCAGCCUUCCAAGGCGUGGGCAGAACUCUGGGAACUACCGGUGAUGGUGGAGCCUCAGCAUCAGAGUCACCAGCAGCCCCACCGUUGAAGUCUGCUCCAGCUCCCUCAGUCGGUCUCACCGUAGAUUCUUCGUCACCAACAACAUCGAUUCAGCUCAGGUUGGCAGAUGGGACCCGGAUGGUGUCCCGGUUCAACCUCCACCACACCAUAAGAGAUGUGCGUGCUUUCAUCGUGGCAUCGAGACCUGGUGAAGCUCAAGAUUUCCAGCUGCAGACAAUGGGGUUUCCUCCCAGACAGCUCACUGAUCCUGAUCAGACAAUAAAGGACGCUGAGAUCGCGAAUUCGGUCGUGAUGCAGAAAUUCUAGAUCAGAUUACACUGGUAACCUCAUUGCUAGGUAGGCCAGUGGCAUUGUUAGCUAAGACGAUUCGUUUUUCCGUUUCUCAACUGUUAUUAUUGUCGGAUGGAUUCAGGCUAUGUGUAGGAAGAUUGUCAAUCACACUAUUUAUUCAAAUCAAUUUGAAUUAGCUUGAAGAGUUUCUUUUAUAUAUUUCUGAAGCAAUCCGGAGAAAAGGGCAACGAUUAUUAUCAAUUUAUUUGAAAGGCUUGCCAGGCCCACGGCGAGGCUUACCAGAAUUUGAAGGAGUUUUAUCUGUUGAAUCCUGUACAUAUAUAAAUGAAAGGCUUUGUUUAAA
Molecule: messenger RNA, 3304 nt
Organism: Linum trigynum
Lineage: Eukaryota; Viridiplantae; Streptophyta; Magnoliopsida; Malpighiales; Linaceae
Source: the annotation of a GenBank genome assembly